Didymodactylos carnosus is the source of this 535-nucleotide messenger RNA. The record is from the annotation of a GenBank genome assembly. NCBI's taxonomy places the organism in Eukaryota, Metazoa, Rotifera, Eurotatoria, Philodinida, Philodinidae.
GACUACCUAUAGUCCAGUCGGUUUCGUUGAAAAAGCGAUUUAUCAGUUGGGGAUCAUUCCUCGUGAGUUCUCUGUUGUCGUAUUCUUCACUCUCUUGAUCCUGUUUCGCACCGUAUUUGCAACUCUCUCUAGUGUGGUUGCCGUCUAGUUUAUUUUGUCAUUCACGAAAUUAAGUAAAACAUUCAAACAUGAUGUAGUAAUAAAUAUCCAUAAAGCAUUUACAUUAUUAAUUGAAAAUGUUUUAUUAAAACGUGAAGAAAAGUUUUUAGCUAAUUCAAGCAAAUAUUUUCCAUGUUAUGUUAAAUGUGUACCACGAACAUAUCAUGAAGUGCUAAAUUUAAUUAAUUGUAUAGCAAAAUUUGGUGUUAGUGAUCUUCAGUGUUACUAUCCAACAUUAAAAGCAAUGAAUCUAAACCUUGAAUCAGCAUAUUUAACAAAAGAAGCAGGUGUUUUUUUCGAUCAUGAAUGUUAUAAAAAACAUAUAACAACAAUUGAUAUCGCUAAAUUCAUUACAUCAGCAAAAUGGGUUCCUUGA